AUGAACACUCUGUUGUCCCACAUAUUCUUAUUUAUAUUUGGCAAUACAAUUUACAUCUUCAUAUACUCAAAAUACAGAAAAAAUCUCCAUUGGAACGUUUAUCACUGCAUUAUAUUCGGCUUAUGUGUUUCUAGCUCAUGUGGUUGGAUAAUUUGCGCGAAACAUCAGGAAAUACCCUCCUAUCUAUUCGCAUUUGAUCUACUAAUAUGCUACAUCUUCUUCUAUACCCCCCCGUUCAUGCUAGGCAUUAAGUGUAUCAAGACAAUCGCCAUUAGAAUGAUCAUCUGGUGGACCAUCAUCUUGCUGCAUAGCGUUAUCUUCUACUAUUGGCUAAGGAAUCUAAUAGAAGAUAUACACAAUGAUAUGGCAUUCAUGUAUUCUCACAAAACGGUGCUAAUGAUUUACAUUGAAAUUGGAUCGUUUUUCCUGGCCAGUAUUGCAGGAUUCACCUGUGUAUACGUUCCCUACGUCUUUUAUCGCAUAAACACCAAGGCUCGUGAUCAAAAUUUAAACUCACAACUCCAACACCGCCGCCGAUCGUUGGAACUUAUUAGACAGGAAAUUGAAAAAAUUAAUCACGUGAUCACUGAUUUAGAGGAAGGAGUUCCAAUGUCAUAUAAGGAUCUCAUAUCAUUGGAUGCAUUCUUAUCCGAUGAGGUGGCGGAAAUGGAGCAAGCUUUGGAAAUUCAAAGCUCAUUAGACACCCCCAGGGGAAAGAUUAGGUAUGUUUUUCUCCUAAUAUCCGCAUCAUGCUGCUUCUUCACCCUCACGUGUACGAUUGUCCGGCGAGCUCUCUAUUCAAUUAUCAAUGCUCGCCAUGUACGCAGCGCAUUGUCAAUAUUUGGCAAAGCGCAAAUAUAUAUUGUGGUUUUUGUAGUAAUUGUCAAUGCACGCGAAUUCUUCAUAUUCACAGACCGUGUACUGGUAUUUUUAUCGGUUUAUGUGGACCACAGCUUCCAGUUCAUCAAACACAUAUUUUCCCAAGCUACAAUUCCAUUGGCCGCUGCCUCAUUCAUGAACAUAGCUAUACCCUCCUACAUCAUUGUACUAUUUCCAUGGCUUGUCGUAGGCGAUGAAUCGUUUCAGCUAUUUGAAAAGUUUUACAGCCUACUGAAACCUAUUUACGACACUGGUUUUUUGAUCACUGCUUUCUUCACCAUUUUGUUCACAACCAUUUUCAGGGGCCUCAUGCGUGCUGAGACAUAG
This is a messenger RNA of Babesia microti strain RI, 1206 nucleotides long. RefSeq lists its product as hypothetical. The transcript has 2 exons. The coding region runs from base 1 to 1206 and encodes 401 amino acids. The record is from RefSeq and is a predicted model, not a curated record. NCBI's taxonomy places the organism in Eukaryota, Apicomplexa, Aconoidasida, Piroplasmida, Babesiidae.